Molecule: messenger RNA, 1144 nt
Organism: Impatiens glandulifera
Lineage: Eukaryota; Viridiplantae; Streptophyta; Magnoliopsida; Ericales; Balsaminaceae
Product: heavy metal-associated isoprenylated plant protein 7-like
Exons: 3
Coding region: 101-1063 (320 amino acids)
Molecular function (GO): metal ion binding
Source: RefSeq, a predicted model, not a curated record
AAUCCUUAAUCUUUUUCAUUUAUGCUUUUCUAAAUAUUUCAGAUUUCUUCCAUUUUCUUGUUUCUCUCUCUAGAAAUUAAAGAAAUCAGAGGAGAAGAACAUGGAGGAGAAGAAAGUUGAAGAUGUCAUCAAACCAGAAGAACCCAAACAAGAAGUAGAAACCAAAUCAGACAAGCCGGCUGCCACUGAAGAGAAGAAUUCCGAUGAAUCGAAGGACACAACUCCGCCGCCGCCACCGCAAGAGAUUGUGCUGAAAGUGUAUAUGCAUUGUGAAGGAUGCGCCAAGAAAGUGCGAAGAUGUCUCAAGGGAUUUGAAGGAGUGGAUUAUGUUUUCACGGAUUGUAAGAAUCAAAAGGUGGUAGUUAAGGGGGAGAAAGCGGAUCCGGUCAAGGUUUUCGAAAGGAUUCAGAAGAAGAGUCACCGGAAAGUAGAACUCCUGUCACCGAUUCCGGCGGCGGCGCCGCCUCCACUGGUGGAGGAACCGAAGAUGGUAGAGGAAAAAGAAACCUCCAAACCAGAAGAAAAGAAAGAAGAGGUGAUUAAAGUGGUACUCAAAGUUAACAUGCAUUGUGAAGCCUGUGCUCAAGAAAUCAAAAAGAGAAUACUCAGAAUGAAGGGAGUGGAGAAUGUAGAGCCAGAUCUUGGGAACUCACAGGUUACAGUGAAGGGUAUUUUCGUCCCUGAGAAGCUUCUACAUUAUGUGUAUAAGAGAACCGGUAAGCAAGCUGUAAUAUUGAAGAACGAACCGGAGAAGAAAGAGGAAGAAAAAGCUAAGGAAGAGAAGAAGGCUGAAGGGAAAGAGGAGAAAAAGGGAGGUGAUGAUGCUGCAAAGGAGAAGAAGGAUGGCGGUGAGGAGGCGCCGGCGCCGGUAGGAGGAGAGGACGGCGGCGGCGACGCCGUGAAGGUGGUGGAGAUGAAGAAGAACGAGUUCUAUUACUAUAAUCCACAGAUUCACCAAAUUUACACUCAAAGCCAAAGGUAUCCUAACGAAGGGUAUGUUUACCAAAACUACCCCUCUCAGAUGUUUAGUGAUGAGAACCCUAAUGCAUGUACUGUUAUGUGAAAAUGAGGGUAAAAUGGGGAAAUCACAUGAUAUCGAAAUUUAGUAAAGUCUUGCUGGUAAAUUAUUCAUGGAUUUUUUUUU